Molecule: messenger RNA, 4167 nt
Organism: Eimeria maxima
Lineage: Eukaryota; Apicomplexa; Conoidasida; Eucoccidiorida; Eimeriidae
Exons: 2
Coding region: 1-4167 (1388 amino acids)
Source: RefSeq, a predicted model, not a curated record
AUGCAACAGCUCGGCAGACAGUCCGCUUCCUACGCAGCAGCUUUCCCCGCCCUCUCGGAGGUAUAUAACCUCACUACAAUUCUCGAACCAGAAGACGAAGCAAGCGGUCGAAUUGCAACAAACAGCAGCAACAGCAGCAGCAUCAAAACUAGCGAGUCUGUUGCUGUGCCUGCAGGGACAGCCCAAACAGGACAGCCUUUGGCCCCUUCGGACGAUAUCUUGACAGCACCCUCUGGCAGCAACCAGAAGCUGCAGCCUGUACAGGAAGCAGACAGCAGCAGCGAAAGCAGCAGCAGCAACGGCAGCGGGAGCAGCGACAGCAACAGCGGAGGAAACCCUAACGGUGGAUCUGCAGAGACAUCAGCGAAUUGCCUGUCUUCUUUUAUUCGCCCUCCCAACCUGCGCUAUGCUCAUUCGCCCGACACUUUUAGGCCAGCAGUUGCUGCUGAACGGCCUCUCCGAAACCCUUCUAAGGCCAUUCGUCAGCAGCAGCAGCACCAUCACAAGCAUCAGCACACGCAGCAGCAGCCGCAUCAGCACCAGUCUCCUCCUUGUACACCUCCGCAGAGGCGCUGCAGACCUUCUAAUGGUCCUCGACCUCCUGUUGAGUUGCCCGUGAGUCCAUUUGUAUUUCAGAGACAAAUUCCAACACCGCCGCUGCCACCUCCGCCUGCUGCGGAGAGCAACCCGAGGCAGCAACAACAUCAGCAACAGCAGCACCAGCAGCAGCAGCAGCAAUACCAGCAGCACUCGCAGCAGCAGCCGCUCCAGCAUCAGCAGCAGCAUCAGCAUCAGCAACAGCAAUUGCAGGUACAGCAGGCUCAGCAGCAGCAUCAGCCGGGUUUAUUGCAACAGCAACAGCAGCAACGCGCAGCUGUUCGACAGCAGCGUCAGCAGCAGGGUGCACAUAUGUGUGCUCCUGCUGCUGCUUUAAGAAAGGCAGGUGCAGGUGCUCAUUACCUGCAACAGUUGGAGUUGGUGCAGGGUUGUGGGUCUCGGAAGAGUUUUGCUUCUGCAUCUGCUGCAUCUGGUGGUGCUGCUGGUUGUUCUGGCACUGUUGCCGGUGCUGCUGCUGGUGGUGCUGGUGGUGGUGCUGGUGGUUCUUCCUGCUGUACCGUGCCGGGUGUACUGAGCAGCAGCCCUGCAGACGCUUGCCGCCGUCUGCCGUAUCCCCUGAACAGUCUGUGUCUGCUGCCUCUUGCAGACAAUACAUUUAGAGCCGUCAACAGGGGCUACCAACGGGAACUGCAGCGCCAAAGAGUAGCAGGGGUAGAUGUAUGGAGGUUGUCAGGUGGGUGUAUUUUACCGCGGCUGGAGGGCUCAGCCCUUUGCUGCUGUCUAGUCGAGGGAGGCCCCAGAGCCCUGCAGAGUCUGCAAGAGGCCUUGCUAAGCUGCGUACAGUUCCUGUAUCGAGAAGGCAUCAAGCCGUUUGCAGGGGAAAUAGCCCAUCAGCUGCGUAAACGUACUGAAGCAGCCGCGUGGCUGCCUUCUGAGGUCGUAGGGCUUGCUAUGACGACCCCAGAAGUGUUUGCUAAGAUAGAAAGAAGAGUAAAGGGAGAAGACGGAUGGGUUGUUCUCUUGAAGAAACAAAAAGAACCGCCAGAGUUCAAAGGAUUUGUAGACACCCGAGCCAAAGACAACGUCUACUCCCAAGAACAGUGGAUAGAGUUCAACAAUUACUUUAUAGAGAAGCUGCGCCAGGGAAGCAGCACGUCUCUGUCUUCUUUUUCCGAAGGCCGAUAUGCCUUGGCCGAGCACCUGCGGGAAGAAGUCCCCGCAUUCAAGAAGAUGCGUCUCGCCCACCUAAUUAGGAUGAUUCAACUUGCUUCUUGGAGUCGUGUGCUCACAUACAGAGAUAAAGCGCUUAUUCCCGUUGCUGCCUGCCCUGCAGCAGCAAAAGAAUUCCUCCAGAGACACUGCCCCGAUCCCAGUGGAGACCGAGCAGCCGCCGCCGCAGCAGCAACUGCUCACCUGCUGCGGGUGCUGAAACGCAUAGUUGACGGAGAGCCCUUAGGGAUUUUCUUAGCCCAACUUAAGGAUCUGAUACGCUGGUCGACGCACGAGCGGCUGGAUGCAGGGGUGUACGGGCAUCCUAAGCUGCAGGAUCUGCUGCUAUCGGAGCCCUUCUCCCUUUUCUACCGCCUCUACACCCCAGAGGGAAACGAACACUGCACGUAUGUUCAGUCCAAGCAGUAUCUGCUGCCAAGGGGAGCUGUGCUACAUAAGAAAGCAACAGUUGUAUGGAGGCACAAAGAAUGCCCCAUGGGCUUCCAGCCCUCUCCCCUCAACGGCAGCCGCAUCUGGCAGUUCAAAGCCCUCAUCCCCAUUGAACCUCAGCAAGAAGAAGAACAGCCCAACCACAACCAAACAAAACCAUGGAGUCAAGUGCAACUCCAACAAAUGCAAAUGCAACAGCAGCAGCACCAGCACCAGCAGCAGGGGAUAAGUUCUCUUGGUCCGUGGUGGCAGGCAGACGCACAAGACCCGAACGUCCCCUCUCCAGAACUCCUCUCCGAACAGCAGCAGCACCACUACCAGCAGCAGCAGACACCGCUGCAACGCCAUCUGCAACAGCAAGGAUGUGGGACCAGCACCUUCAGUGGCAGCGGUAGCACCAGCAGCGGAUUUAUGCGCGACGGCGAUUGGGCAGAGCAGGAGGCAUUCAACUUUGAAUCAGAAAGAAGAAGCGAAAACAUCCACUGCCUCUCUCCUCCGUACAACAACCGAAUAUCGAAAGUAGCAAGAAAAGGAGCUGCUGCUGCUGCUGCAGACAAAAUGCAGCCAGCAACUGCAACACGCAUGCCGCCCCCGCCACAACAAUACCUUCAGCAGCAGCAACAGCAGCAGCAAUUCAACGGUUGGCAAAGCGGCCGGCGAUGUAUGCUUCCCUUUGAAGCAGCAAACUGGCAGCAGCAUCAGGAGCAGCAAGAGCAACAGCACUUGCACCAGCAGCUGCAGGGGGAUUCUGUUGUUAGCAGCUGCUGGGGAGACAGCAGCAGCGACUGCCCUCUGAGCAUCGAACACUCAGUGCUACAACUCGUUCAAGAAAGCCCAGCCCGACCAUGUGGUGAUCGGCUCCCACAGCAGCAGCAGUUCCUGCAGCUGCAGCUUCUGCAGCAGCAACAACAGCAACAUGAGCAGCACCAACAGCAACAACAACAACAGCGAGAACAGCACCAACAGCAGCAACAACAGCAGCGAGAAAAACAACAGCAGCAGGAACAGCAGCUGCAGCAGCAACAGCAGCAACAACAACAGCAACAGCAACAACGGCAGCAGCAGCAGCAGCAACAGCGGCACCAGCAGCAACAACAGCAACAGCAGCAGCAACAGCAACAGCAACAACAGCAGCAACAACGAAAUCAUAAGCAGCAGCAAGGAUUUGCAUCAAGAGGCGAGUUUUAUGCUGAAUCAGUGGGGGACGUAGCACCUACAGCAGCACUAGCUGCUGCUAUCGGCGCAGGGGCAGUAGCAGUAGCAGGAGGAAACCAGCAACGAGCUGGCUGCAGCAGCCGCUGUGUGGAUUAUUGCCUCUCAGAGUAUCUAAAGAAGGAAGGAGACGCCACAGCAGCAGCAGCAGCAGCAGCAGAACGGUUUACUCCAAGUUCCUGCGGGGACGGCAUGACAGCAACGGCCCCACAGUCUCCAAGCGCCUCUUCACAAGAAAAAGAGAGAAGAGAGGACAAAGUGCAGCAAAGAGAAGGAGAAGUGAGCAACCCCAACAAGUUUAGUGUGCCUCCUCUUGGCCAGCAGCAGCAGCAGCAGCAGCAGCAGCGGAAACAGCAGCAGCAACAGGAACAGCAGAAAGACGGGACAUCUGUCUUCCUACAGCCUGGUAAGUUGACAGCUACAGGGAGUGCCUCUACACAGACGAAGGCGCAGUUUAUAAAGGGAAAGCAGCAGCAAAUAGAGCAGCAGGAGGAGAAGCAGCAGCAGCCUCAGGGGCAUGAGCAACUGGUGGAAGGCACGGAGCAGCAGCAGGAGCAGCAAGAGCAUCAGAUGCUGCUGCAGCAGGAGCAAUUUGAGCAGCAGCAGGAGCCUCUUCCUGGUUUAAGGUUUCUAUGGGGUCACCCUGUUACUCUUUUUGCUUCUAAUCUGCAUAAUGCUGCAGCAGCAGAUCUUCCUUUUCUUCCUCUUUGCUGCGAUAGCUCCCCAAGGGAAAUAUAA